AUGGCGGAGCUGCGGCCUAGCCUGCCCCCCGGCCCCGCCGCGCCCCCGGCCCCCGGCCCUGCGCCCGCCCCGCCGCCCCUCGCCGCGCUCUUCCCCCCGGGGCUGCACGCCAUCUACGGCGAGUGCCGCCGCCUCUACCCCGACCAGCCCAACCCGCUCCAGGUGACCGCGAUCGUCAAGUACUGGUUGGGUGGCCCAGACCCCUUGGACUAUGUUAGCAUGUACAGGAACAUGGGGAGUCCAUCUGCCAACAUCCCUGAGCACUGGCACUACAUCAGCUUCGGCCUGAGCGACCUCUAUGGUGACAGCAGAGUCCACGAAUUUACAGGAACAGAUGGACCUAGUGGUUUUGGCUUUGAGUUGACAUUUCGUCUGAAGAGAGAAACAGGGGAGUCUGCCCCACCAACCUGGCCUGCAGAGCUUAUGCAAGGCUUGGCCAGAUAUGUGUUCCAGUCAGAAAAUACCUUCUGCAGUGGGGACCACGUGUCCUGGCACAGCCCCCUGGACAGCAGUGAGUCGAGGAUCCAGCACAUGCUGCUGACUGAGGACCCGCAGAUGCAGCCAGUGCACACACCCUUCGGGGUCGUCACCUUUCUUCAGAUCGUCGGGGUGUGUACUGAGGAGCUACAUGCAGCCCAGCAGUGGAACGGACAGGGCAUCCUGGAGCUGCUUCGGACAGUGCCUGUAGCUGGUGGCCCCUGGCUGAUAACCGACAUGCGGCGGGGAGAGACCAUAUUUGAGAUCGACCCACACCUGCAAGAGAGAGUUGACAAAGGCAUAGAGACUGACGGCUCCAACCUGAGUGGAGUCAGCGCCAAGUGUGCCUGGGAUGACCUGAGCCGGCCUCCCGAAGACGAGGACGACAGCAGGAGCAUCUGUCUCAACUCUCAGCCCCGGCGACUCUCAGGCAAAGACACAGAGCAGAUCCGGGAAACCCUGAGAAGAGGACUUGAAAUCAACAGCAAACCCGUCCUUCCGCCUAUCAACACUCAGCGACAGAAUGGCCUCUCUCUGGACCGGGCCCCGAGCCGCAAAGACAGUUUGGAGAGUGAUAGCUCCACGGCCAUUGUCCCCCACGAGCUGAUCCGCACGCGGCAAUUAGAAAGUGUGCAUCUGAAGUUCAACCAGGAGUCAGGUGCUCUCAUCCCCCUCUGCCUGAGGGGCAGGCUCCUGCAUGGACGGCACUUUACCUAUAAAAGCAUCACGGGCGACAUGGCCAUCACAUUCGUCUCCACAGGAGUGGAAGGCGCCUUUGCCACUGAGGAGCACCCGUAUGCAGCUCACGGACCCUGGUUACAAAUUCUGUUGACAGAAGAGUUUGUAGAGAAAAUGUUGGAGGACUUGGAAGAUCUGACUUCUCCAGAAGAAUUCAAACUGCCUAAAGAAUACAGCUGGCCUGAAAAGAAGCUGAAAGUCUCCAUCCUUCCCGAUGUGGUGUUCGACAGUCCACUGCAUUAACCUGGGCUGGGCCCCAUCGGGGCCACGAGAGGAGAGCACCCAUCUGCUCCCAGUGACUUCCAGGGUAACCUGCGCCAGGGAGGUCCUGCAGGCAACAGGACACGUGAGGAUGAGCAGCCACUGGUGCCACCCACAGUGAGUGGGCUGCCCUGCC
This is a messenger RNA of Suncus etruscus (white-toothed pygmy shrew), 1612 nucleotides long. It is a transcript of the gene SUFU, whose product is annotated as SUFU negative regulator of hedgehog signaling. Bases 1 to 1458 code for a protein of 485 amino acids. NCBI's taxonomy places the organism in Eukaryota, Metazoa, Chordata, Mammalia, Eulipotyphla, Soricidae. The transcript is spliced from 12 exons. Gene Ontology annotation, cellular component: nucleus; cytoplasm. The record is from RefSeq and is a predicted model, not a curated record. Gene Ontology annotation, molecular function: transcription factor binding.